Lactuca virosa is the source of this 1245-nucleotide messenger RNA. The record is from the annotation of a GenBank genome assembly. NCBI's taxonomy places the organism in Eukaryota, Viridiplantae, Streptophyta, Magnoliopsida, Asterales, Asteraceae.
AUGUUCCAGCAUAACGGAAUCAGAAUCAAAGUUAUCUCCAUGGGAUUGGGAGCAGAGCAGAAAUGGCUGUUCAUUCUCUUCACCGCUGCAAUCAUCUCUCUGCUACUCUUCAUCUCCUCGAUCUUUGGUUUUAGUGCUUCAUACGCCUCACACAAAUCCUUCUCCUCCACCGUCCACCGUGGGACUAGUCACCCUCCAUCGUUUUCCUACUACAUAUCCGGCACUGGCGGAGACGCCGACAGGAUUUUCCGGUUGUUGUUGACGGUGUACCAUCCCAGGAAUCGGUAUUUGUUGCACAUUGGGACUGAGGGUUCUGUCGAUGAGAGGAAGAGGUUGGCAGAGUUGGUAAAGUCAGUACCAGUGAUUAGGGCUUUUGAUAAUGUGCAUCUAAUUCAGAACCCUGAUCCAACAACGGAAAUGGGCGCGAGCAAUAUCGCCGCGAUUUUGCAUGCUGCAGCGAUUCUAUUGAAGAACGAUGGUGAUUGGGAUUGGUUUAUUACUUUGAGCGCAUCGGACUAUCCUUUGCUAACACAAGAUGACUUGUUUCAUGCAUUCUCCUCGAUUAGCAGAGAUGCUAAUUUCAUCGAUCAUACCAGUGACCUUGGAUGGAAACAGGAUCAAAGGAUUCAGCCGAUUGUAGUUGAUCCAGGGAUUUACUUAGCAAGACGAACCCAAAUCUUUAGGGCUACUGAAAAACGACCUAUGCCAGAUGCCUUCAAAGUUUUCACAGGGUCUCCAUGGGUGAUUUUGAGCCGAUCUUUUCUUGAAUAUUGUGUUUUUGCAUGGGACAAUCUCCCUCGAACACUUCUAAUGUAUGUUAACAAUAUUGUUUUGGCACAAGAAGUUUACUUCCAUACUGUAAUCUGCAACUCACCUGAGUUCAAGAACACAACCAUCAACAAUGAUUUGAGAUUCAUGGCAUGGGAUAAACCCCGAAAGAUGGAACCCAUCUUUCUCAAAAACUCAAACUACAAGAACAUGGUUGAAAGUGGAGCUGCUUUUGCAAGAAGGUUUGAUGAGAAUGAUGCAGUGUUAGACAUGAUUGAUAGUAAUAUUUUAACCCGCAAAAGUGGGCGGGUUGCACCAGGGGUAUGGUGCACGGGUCAUAGGAACUGGUUCAUGGACCCGUGUUCUCAUUGGGGUGAUGUUAAUGUCUUGAAAAGAAGUCAUGAAGGUAAGAAGUUUGAUGAGUUGAUAAAGAAAAUGGUGGAUGAUUCGAGUUUACAGUUGAAUCAAUGCAAAUGA